Wasmannia auropunctata (little fire ant) is the source of this 1187-nucleotide messenger RNA. It is a transcript of the gene eIF3i, whose product is annotated as eukaryotic translation initiation factor 3 subunit I. The transcript has 5 exons. Gene Ontology annotation, biological process: cytoplasmic translational initiation. Bases 138 to 1118 code for a protein of 326 amino acids. Gene Ontology annotation, molecular function: RNA binding; protein binding; translation initiation factor activity. Gene Ontology annotation, cellular component: eukaryotic translation initiation factor 3 complex, eIF3m; cytoplasm. The record is from RefSeq and is a predicted model, not a curated record. NCBI's taxonomy places the organism in Eukaryota, Metazoa, Arthropoda, Insecta, Hymenoptera, Formicidae.
CGGGCCCGUCAGUCAUCUCGGUAAUCGCGAUCUUUUCGAGCGGAAGGCUAGUGGAAGCGUGAGUGAUUGUGUAUCAGAUAGGAGUCUACUUUCUCAAAUAGUACAGGACACACGAUCGUACAUCGAAACGCCACGCGAUGAAACCCUUGAUGUUGCACGGGCACGAGCGUGCCAUCACCAAGAUCAAAUAUAACAGAGAGGGAGAUCUAGUGUUCUCCGCCAGUAAGGACAAACAGCCCAAUGUUUGGUACUCGCUGAACGGAGAGCGCCUCGGCACCUUCAACGGGCACAACGGCUCGGUGUGGUGCAUCGACGUCAACUGGGACACCACGCGGUUGUUAUCCGGCAGCGGUGACAACACCCUGAGGGUCUGGGAUUGUCAAACUGGCAAAGAAAUAGGCCAACUGCACACGAACAGUUCCGUAAGAGCGUGCGGCUUCAGUUACUCGGCGGAUCUUGCGGUGUUCUCCACCGACAAGGCCCUGGGUCACCAGUGCGAGAUGUUUAUCAUGGACGUGCGAAACGUCGAUUCCACGAUGUCGCAGGAGGACGCGAUCUCUAGAAUAUCGGUCAAUGGCCCUAGAAUUUCCGCUAUAUUAUGGGGCGCGCUCGAUGAGACCAUUAUCACGGGUCACGAGGAUGGUGAAAUCAAACUCUGGGACGUGAGGACAGGAAAGAACCUGUCCAGCGUCAGAAGUCACAAGUCGCAGAUAAAUGAUAUGCAGUGCAAUAAGGAUGGCACCAUGUUUGUAACUGCGAGUAAGGAUCACACGGCAAAACUGUUUGACAGUGAAUCUUUGGUGCUACUGAAGACUUAUAAGACGGAAAGACCUGUAAACUCGGCUACGAUAUCACCAAUUUUCGACCACGUGGUUCUUGGCGGUGGUCAAGAUGCCAUGGACGUUACCACGACAUCCGCACGACAAGGCAAAUUCGAUUCACGAUUCUUCCACAUGGUGUUCGAAGAAGAAUUCGCACGUUUGAAAGGACACUUCGGCCCCAUCAACUCCCUCGCUUUCCACCCUAACGGUCGUAGCUAUUCCACAGGUGGAGAAGAUGGAUACAUCCGUAUUAAUAAUUUUGAUCAGUCUUACUUCGACUUUCAUUUCGAAUAUUAAAUUUAUCAAUCAAGAGACAUAUAUGUAUGAUACACAUAUAUAUAUAUAUAUAUUCUAACAGUACAUACA